AUGUUCAACCACCCACUGGUCACCAUCUCUCCCUCGGCUCUGGCCCCAACCCCCAUGCCAUCAACCAACCAGGCCCUACUGGCAGCACAGCCUCCCUUUGCACCCACCCAGCCCUCUGGUGACAAGCUGUGCAACCCAGCAAAUGCACCCACUUCCCAAUCUGCAGAGCUGGGUGUGCUUGUCAAUGGUGUCCAUGUUACCAUACCAGAGCCUGUUGCUGUCGCCUCUUCCUCCAAGGUCUUCCUCUGCCUCCUUCCAGACAUCUGCAGUUUUGCUCAAGCCUGGGUGGUGUACACAUUGCUGCGCUGCACCUGUACCAACAACCCCCACCUCAGCACCAGCCUUGGUGCUUUCCUUGUGCAUGUCAUCAACCUCGACAUCACCUUUCACUGGCCUGGUGUCACGGAGUACAUCCUUGCUGUUUGUCACUGUCAUUUUGGUUUCGCCAACACUUGCGACUGGCCCCAAUUGCCCCCUCCCAGUUGUCCUCAGGUCCCAAAGGACCCUGCUCCGACACUGCAGGAAGCCCUCCCCCUAGAAGCACAACCCGCACCACCCCCCGAUGCCGGCUCCAGUCUUGCGCAGCGUGACUGUCUUGGCAGCAGCCUCCUGCUCGGUGCUGCCCCUGCGGCAGGCCCCCUUCGUCUCCUCAAGCAGACCCAGUUUUCUUCGCCGGCUCCGACCAUCACGUCUCCACAGCAGACUAAGGCUUGGCACGGCUCCAGCACCCAGGUCUCUGCAGCAGACUCCAGCUCAGCUCCUCUCCUCAUCCCUGCAGCGGACUCUGGCUCAGCCCCCAACCUCACACUCUAA
Molecule: messenger RNA, 813 nt
Organism: Ustilago hordei
Lineage: Eukaryota; Fungi; Basidiomycota; Ustilaginomycetes; Ustilaginales; Ustilaginaceae
Exons: 5
Coding region: 1-813 (270 amino acids)
Source: RefSeq, a predicted model, not a curated record